This is a messenger RNA of Arthroderma uncinatum, 1209 nucleotides long. Its product is annotated as C-type cyclin. Gene Ontology annotation, cellular component: cyclin/CDK positive transcription elongation factor complex; nucleus. Bases 1 to 1209 code for a protein of 402 amino acids. Gene Ontology annotation, biological process: positive regulation of DNA-templated transcription, elongation; regulation of transcription by RNA polymerase II. The record is from RefSeq and is a predicted model, not a curated record. NCBI's taxonomy places the organism in Eukaryota, Fungi, Ascomycota, Eurotiomycetes, Onygenales, Arthrodermataceae. Gene Ontology annotation, molecular function: cyclin-dependent protein serine/threonine kinase activator activity. The transcript is spliced from 5 exons.
AUGUCGCCAACAGGGAAUGAAGGAGCUUCAGAAGCGCCAGAGGUGGCUGGACAACCUGUAGCGCCUCAUCCGUCCUUUAUACAGGUCGCAAACCCAUAUCUAUUUGAAAAGACGGUUCAGGAUUGCUUUGCUGCUACGGGGGUAAAUUCUCUCCGAGAAGAUAACAAUCGGCUCCAAGGAAUCACCUGGAUUGAUAAUGUUCGCAAGGCGCUUCACUUGCCUGUUCGGACGUUCAACACAGCGUCCAUUUAUUAUCACAAGUUUCGCCUGGUCCAUCCAGACAAUGAGUAUAAUUACAUAGAAGCUGCUGCAUCGGCAUUAUUUACCGCGUGUAAGAUCGAGGACACGCUCAAGAAAUCCAGAGACAUCCUGUGCUGCUCAUACAAUCUCAAACUCCCUCCAACAGAGCAACUAUCUGCGGAUGAUCCAAUUUUUGAAUCCCAUUCUCGGGCUAUCAUUGGCCUUGAGAGGCUGAUGUUGGAGUCAUCUGGAUUCGAUUUUCGAAACCGUCAUCCUCAAAAGGUCCUGAUGAAGCUUACACGGCAAUGCGGCCUUGGUAAAGACUCGAGAGUGGGACGAGUCGCCUAUACAAUCAGUUUGGAUUUGUAUAGAACAUUCGCUCCACUCAAACAAACGUCGGCUACAAUGGCCUUCGCCUGCCUAGAGUUAGCGGGCAGGCUGCUCGAAGAGCCAGUAGAGCAAAUCGAUUCGGAAGCAGAAUAUAAGCUGUGGGAAACGUCGCGCGCAGAAGUGAUGGAAACUAUCCUCGAUUUGCUCGAGCUAUACACGCAUAACCGUGCAUCGACCUCAGUCGGGCCCGACUUCUCCCUUGACCUGUUCCUCAACGUCCGUAUCCCGCUAAACGAGGAAGCAGACGCCAACCAGAUUCCCCGAUUUGCUUACUGGAAGAAGAGAAAAGCGGAUAGUAAUGGCGUGCAAUCAAAUGGCACAUCGUCAAAGAAAGCUAAGAACAACCACCACCACCAUAAUAAGGAUACCAACGACACAUCCACGUCUACCGAACAUCCCGCUCUGCUCGUGAACCCAAUGAUGCCCACUGCAGCUCACGACUCUGUUGCGAAGGCUAACGAACGCAGCCGAGACACGGCAAUUCGAUUCAUGCUGAACCCCGAGCAAGCGCAGUCAGAACGCGCGACGGUAGCAGAGUACUUCAAAGUCGAGAUGGAAGAAUACGAAGUGGAGGAAUAA